UCAUCGUCUGAUUGCCUCCGAAUCAGGCCUUGCGUAGGAUUACGAUUAAGUAUGUAUUACGAGUAUUGCCAAGCCUAUUACUACUAGUCUAUUAAGUAGAGAAGGCCUGAUCAGGAUUGUCACAACUUCUUAUAUCAAAUUCAGAAGUGCUCCCUUGGACUAGAUGCAGGAAUGAAUUACUUAGGAUCCAAGGCUUAAGUGAAAGAUUAUCAAGGAUAUGCUUAAAGCAACAGAUGAGCUGGUUGGAACUGGGGAUAGUUUUCAGGGUUUGGAAAGGACUUGCUUUACUUGUAAGAAGAUUGGUGUGGAAAAAGAGAAAGAUUUAGACAGCCCAGCUUGCAAACUUUUGAUUUCAUGUGACAGUUAUGUCAAACAUAUGUACUUAGUGUGUAGAAACUCUUGUAUGUGCCAGCUUAUGCAUAUAAGAGAGAAACAGUGAUAAAGUCAAGAUUUUUCAAAGUUUGUGGAUCACAUAACAGAAAACUGCAGUUUAAAACAAAAUGUUUGUGAGCUGAUAUCUGGGAGAACAUACUUUUUCAUGAAGUCAGCAUCAGACCAGUAACUACAAUAACUUGAUUUUGUUUCAAAAUUACUUUUCCACAUCAAUAAAUAUGCAGCAGGAAGGUGUACCGAAGUUUCUGAAGUUCCACCAAGGUAGUGUACGAGGUGUGGCAUUUAGUCCCAGGGACAGAUACUUGUUUUGUUCAGGAGCUUAUGAUGGCAAAGUUAAUCUUUAUUCAGCACAGCGUAUGGAACUACUGAUGUGCUAUCAAAUAACAACUAUGGGUCUAGCACGGAAUGUGAAUGCUGUUCGAUUCACAAAUGAUGGAACUCGUAUUCUUGCAGCUACAACAGCCAGAAGGUUAGCUGUGAUAGAUGUUGAAAGAGGUGAACAAAUCAUGUCAUAUGAUAACUGUGCUUUCAAUGGGAGGGAUAGGGCAGGUCUGGCUGCUGAUCCUGUGUGUCCAAAUAUGGCUGUAUGCAGUUGUGUAAAUGGAAAGGGCCUGACCCUGUUUGAUCUGAGGAUGCCUUUACCUCUAGACUUUAUUUAUGAUCUUCACACAACUAUUAUAAGGGAUAUCACAUUCCUGCAUAGUAGCUGGCCUUUUGUUCGAAGCCACCAGAGGGCUAUUUUAUCCAUAUCUACAGGUGGUGUGUGUAAGGUGACUACAUUAGAUGGUAGAUAUCUUCAUUGUUUUGAAGUAGGCCAUAACUCCAAUUCUGUAGCUCCAACACCAGAGACCUAUCAUUCAGGGGCUAAUGAAGGAUUCUACAGUGUUGUAAUGGUAGGUGGGGAUUUCAUCUCUGGGUAUGUACCUGGAGUUGGUGUACAGGAACGUCUUCGAGAACAUGGAGAGGGCCCCAUCUGGAAAUUAAGAUAUACCUCCAAUGGAGGGCUGUUGUAUACUGCCUGUGAUGGUGGAAUUGUUAGAAGGUACCGUCGCUAUCCUACACAUCAUCAGUAUCUGGGAGAAGUUUAUUCACAUAAAGGUGACAUACAAGAUAUGGAUAUAUCUCCGUAUGAUGAAUAUCUUAUAACAGCAUCAAGAGACAGAUCAGUGGGGAUUCUAAGACUGGGCUCACCAAACCAUGGCUGGACAGAGUAUUGUGAACUCACCUGAUGCUUAGUUAUCUAUAACUGUAUAAUAGGAAUGUUUUCACUAUGCAAUUUCUGGUUGUGGUGUCAGCAACCACAAAACUUGUUUCAGUGUACCUCAGACUAAAAGGGCUGUACUGUGCUGCAGCAAUACAUUCUUAAGUUAUGAAAGGUCAGAGGAGUGACACUGUUCAUUAGUUAUUCAGAGAACUGGGACAGCUGUUGUAUUGUAGUACUAUAUGGCAGCAUGAUCAAGGAUGAUGAAUCAUCUGGUAAUAAUAUGACAUUAUGCACAGAUUGUGUAUAGUGAUCUGUUGAAGACAAAACCAUCCUUUUGUAGUCCAUUAUUGUGUCCACCCACAAACAAGAUUAUACAGAUAACAGUAUAAUAAUUCAUAUUCUAUCCACCAAGCAGAGAAGGUGGCACAUGUUAAAGAAAUAUUUCAUUGUGACAAAGAACAGAAUGAGUGACACAGAUUGUUAAGUAAUAAUGGCUUGUGAUUUAGUCACCCAGAAGAGGAGCUGGCACAGGUUACAGUAAUAAUUCAUUGUGGCAACCAAAAGAAUGUAUGACACAGAUCUGAGUAGUAAUGGCCAAUUGUUGAGUCACCCACAAGAGGAACUUGUGCACGUUUCAGUGAUAGACUAUUGUGGUAACCAACAGAAUGAAUGACAGAUUGAGUAGUAAUGGCCAGUUGUUGAGUCGCCCAGAAGAGAGAGAAGAGGAGCUGGCACAGGUUUUAGUGGCAGCUUAUUGUGGUAAACAACAGUAUGAAUGAUACAGAUUGUUAAGUAGUAAUGGCCAGUGGUUGAGGAAACCAGAAGAGGAGCUGGCACAAGUUACAGUAUUGAGAGUACAUUGUUAUGUCAUCUAAGGAAAGCAGCCUUCCUGUUGUUGCCUUUAUGGUUUCAUCCAAGAAACAUGUAUCUUUAAGCACAUUGUUUUUUGUAAACUAAUAAUAAAGGCCAAGACUCUCUUUCUGUAAAUACUAUUGUAUCUUGAAAAGAUGAAAAAGUUGAAACUGUAUUAUUAUUAUUAUUAUCAUUAUGAUAUUUUUAUUGAUAAGUGUUGAAAAAUAUAGCUCAUUUUGUUGCAGAUAGGUGUUUAUCCAAGAUUGUGAAAAGAAAUCUUAAAUUCUUAUUUACAUCAACCAAUAAUGUAACUUAUUAGUUUUAAAGAGGUUUGCCUGUAUCAAUAUAUUUAGGAGCUAGGACUUCCCAGGUUUGGAGAUGGGCAUGUCCUCAAGAUAUUCUAAAUUUACAAUGUUUUACAGUAAGCAGAGUAACAGUGCUAUCAUACAGUACAUAUUGGUAGAUUUGUAAAUGUUGAAGAUGGCAAGUGGUUAUCCAGAGACAGUAAUAUGCUGAUAGUAAAUUACUAUACACCCAACUAAAAAAAGGCCAGGGACAAAAAUACUGAUAUAUCGGGAAAUGGUGGAGAACUUUGUGUGAAUGUUAUGAGUGUAUUUUGGCAUCUCUACUGAAUGGAGGAAACAAAGAUAAUCACAUAGAGAACUGGUUUUCAAUCAGAUAAAGAAAAAACAGAAAUACUAUAUUGUUGUUUGGUAAAUAAUGAAGAACAUUUUGGUGUGUUUAAAAGAUUACAGAAGUAACUAAUGUGUGUUGUAGAUCUUUAUUAUUAUUCAUUCAGUGAAGGAGGAAGCACAUUGACUAGAGUGGUCAUGUAUAUUGUUGUAUUAGCCACGAAUGCUGACUGUGAAACACAUCUACUUAAAUCUGUUUCCUUGAAAUAAAGGAUAGCUACAGAUGUGGUAGAGGGACCAUUAACAUAUUAAGAGUAUCUGUAAGUAAAUGCAUUUAUAUAAAGCCCUGAAACAGUUGGAAACAGUAAACUGUAUCCAUGAGAUAAGUGAAAUGUCAUAUGAUUUCUGUUAAAUUUACAGAGCCUCAGUUUAUUCUUAAGAUAUAAUAUAUAUAUAUAUAUAUAUACACCUAUUAUUCUUGAAAUAGUCCAUAUUGAGGCUUCUUGUAGAUUUUCCAGAAGACUAUAACUAAAUUGACUAUUUUCUCUAGUGAUUGCUGAUAAAGUAAAGUUUUCAUUAUGUAUUUGACCACAUUGAUGAAAAAAUACUUUAAUUUCUUAGAUGAAAAUACAGUUGGACAGUAUAACACUGAAAAUUUCAGUGAUAACUGGGUUUCUUCCAGAAUAAACAAAAAAAUAUAUGUCUUUAUGAUUAAAGUAAAACUAUGGACCAGUCCUUAUAACUGGAGUAAAAUUUAGAACCUGUUUUUGUAACUAGGGUAAACUAAAUCCCUGCCUUCAGUACUAAGUUAAAACUAAGAACCUCUCUUCAUUACAAGGUAAAAAUUAAGAAUCUGUCUUUGUAACUAGGCUAUUACCAAGAACCUGUACUAAAUACUAAAUGAAAGUUAUAAACCUGUUUUUGUGACUAUAGUAAAGCUAAGAACUUGUCUUUAUUGUAAAAACUAAGAACCUGAGUUUAUAACUGGUAAAAAUGAGGACCUCUUUUUAUAACUAUGGUAAAUUUAACAAUCUGAUUUAGUGUGUAGGGUAAAACUGAGAACCUAUAUUUAUAUCUAUGGUAGUAUUAAUAACAUGUCUUCAUAACCAAAGUAAAAUUAAGAAUAUUAAUAACUGCAGAAAACUAAGAAUUUGCCUUUGUAACUAUGGUAAAAUUAAAAAACUUGGUGACUGUAGUGUAACUGAGAACUUGAUUGUAACUAGGGUAAAACUUUGAAUUUUGUGUUUAAAUAUGCUGUUGAUUUAAUUGUCUGUUUUUACUUAUUUUAAAUUCUUUAAGACACCUUUUUAAACUGUGUGGAAAUUUAUGUAGGAUAAAAUUCCUACAGAUCUUUAUCUUGUUACAAAAUUUAAUUGAAUGAUUAAUAAUGGCUGGAGAAUGAUUAGUUCAAGUCUCACAGUGACUAUGAGAUGGCCAAAUUAAGUUAGUAUUUAUUGUAUGUAUUACAGAAUUUAAAUCCCUGCUUUGAAGAAAAAAAUUUUUUUUUUUGGAACAAAGAAAUCAACAAUUUCUUCUGACUUUAUUAUUAAAACCUGCUUUGUUUCUAGCUACUGAGUGUAAUUUAUUUAAUUUCAUCUAUAAGGCCUUUCUCUAUAACUUGAACAACAAAUUAAAUGCUGAACUUAGCUUAAAAGUAAGUUAGAUCUCUCUUGAAUAGAAACAUUUUUCUUCAUUGGCCGUAGUUAGGAUUUUAAAGUAUUUUUUAAUAGAUGGUUGUGUCACAUUCACCUAAGGCAUGCUUCAGUACAUUUGAUCCAUUAGAUGUACUUCCAAGCAAGUUUUCAGUUAUCUUGUAGUGUAACUGGUGUAGCCUUAUGUGCAUCAAGGAUAAGUAGAUUGACAAACCAUGUGACUUAGACAAGUGUGGUAGUUGCCCAUUCCUGUUACCAUAAGAUCCUACUUAAAGCCAAUAAUGUACACCUUCCUAAUAAAAGAGAGCUUACAGAUAAUAUAAAUAGUACCUGUUGUUUUCUAGCCAGCCUAAUGAGCCCUAAUAUUGGGUGACAGGCUCAUCAGCACUAGAUAUAGCAAAUAUAAAGUGGUUGACAUAUUUUUUACUUUCACUCAUAAGUUCUUAGAAUUCAUAAGCUGAGGCUGCAAUGUAAUAAAAUAAGUUCAACAUAUAAUUUGUUGUUCUAGAAUGAGUAGCAUUUGUCCAGUAGUGUUUUAACUACAAGGUUGCUAAUGUACACAAGCAUUAUAUGUAUAUGAUUAACCCUUUUAUCAUACAUGGAAGGGGUUUUCUUCCAUUACCGUAAUUGGUGUAAAUGUACAGGUGGAGAUGGUAAAGGGUUAAAUUUACAUCAUUAUGGCAUAAAGCAUAAGUGAUCUGUAACAACUUAUAGAAACUAGUGAUUGGACAAUAUAGAAAGAAUGAUAGAA
Limulus polyphemus (Atlantic horseshoe crab) is the source of this 5484-nucleotide messenger RNA. RefSeq lists its product as uncharacterized. NCBI's taxonomy places the organism in Eukaryota, Metazoa, Arthropoda, Merostomata, Xiphosura, Limulidae. The record is from RefSeq and is a predicted model, not a curated record. The coding region runs from base 612 to 1622 and encodes 336 amino acids. The transcript is spliced from 16 exons. Gene Ontology annotation, molecular function: protein binding.